AUGACUCCACCGCCCAUGGGCGCAGGCGACUUGUUCCCCGGGUGCCUAGUAUCAAAGUAUGCGUACAAGGAGUGGGAUGUCGACGGCAAGGACACCAUCACGAUAGAGGGAGCGAAGUGGGAAAGGCAUCGAUACGGGCAGGUUUGGUUCCGGUUCAGCCUGAGCAUGGAUACCGACAUCUUCAACAUGGUGACCAAGAGUCUGGACUUGCCCGGGGAAUUAGGAGCCAUCAGGAAACUUCUCGCCACCGCCGACCUGUUGGUGCAAGCAGCAGCUGAGAAUACCAUACAUUGCAACUAUGGGAACAGACCUUGGCAGGGCCAACCCGUCGUGGCGCCCUCUGGGGCAUCUAGCAAUACGCCUGAUGCCUCCGGCAGUAGAGCCGAUGUCGUUCCCGCUGAUACGGCUGCUGGCACUACAGCACUGACGGCAGAGAAGAAGUUGGAGAAGGCAGAGAAGGGGCUGGAGAAGGUAGUCGAGAAGGGAGAUAGGUUGAAGUCAAACUCCGAAAGGCAGGCCAAGCAAAUCACAGCCCUGAAUUAUGCUCAAGUAAAACUCAGGAAUGAGAACGCAAAACUCAAGGAGGAGCGGGCAGAGGCGCAAAAUACAAAAAAAAAGUUGGAAAGAGAAGCCAAAGACCACAGAGGGAAGAACGCUGUCUUGGAGGAAGAUCAGAAGGCCGAAGAGGACAGGCAGCAGGAGGCUCGUGAGGAGGAGGACAUGAGGCAGAAGAUGCUUGAUGCCAGAGAACAGAGCUUUUGUGAAUGGGAAAGGUUGCUCGAGCAGAGGGAAAGGUGA
Podospora bellae-mahoneyi is the source of this 798-nucleotide messenger RNA. RefSeq lists its product as uncharacterized. The record is from RefSeq and is a predicted model, not a curated record. The transcript is spliced from 3 exons. NCBI's taxonomy places the organism in Eukaryota, Fungi, Ascomycota, Sordariomycetes, Sordariales, Podosporaceae. Bases 1 to 798 code for a protein of 265 amino acids.